AUGGGGGGCAAGACUGCUAACAAGGCCGGCUACUUCGACAAGCUCAAGGGCUUGCUCGAGGAGUACCGUUCCGUCUUCAUCGUCUCGAUUGACAAUGUCAGCUCGCAGCAGAUGCACGAAGUCCGCCACUCCCUGCGUGGAGAUGGCGUUGUCCUGAUGGGCAAGAACACUAUGGUCCGCCGUGCCCUCAAGACCUUCAUCAACGACACUCCCGAGUACGAGCGUCUCCUGCCCUUCGUCAAGGGCAACGUCGGCUUCGUCUUCACCAACGGCGAGCUCAAGGACAUCCGUGACAAGCUUCUGGCCAACCGUGUCGCCGCCCCUGCUCGUGCCGGUGCCGUCGCUCCCGUCGAUGUCUGGAUUCCCGCUGGCAACACCGGCAUGGAGCCCGGCAAGACGUCCUUCUUCCAGGCCCUCGGUGUCCCCACCAAGAUUGCCCGUGGUACCAUUGAAAUCACGACCGAUCUCAAGCUCGUCGAGGCCGGCACCAAGGUCGGCCCCUCUGAGGCCACCCUGCUCAACAUGAUGAACAUCUCUCCCUUCACGUACGGUCUGGGAAUCGAGCAGGUCUACGACCAGGGCCAGGCCUUCCCCGCCGAGAUUCUCGACAUUGGCGAGGAGCAGCUCCUCGGCACCCUGGCCAAGGCCAUCACCACCAUUGCCACCAUCUCCCUGGCUAUCAACUUCCCCACCCUGCCCUCGGUCAUGCACUCCGUCGUCAACUCCUACAAGAACAUCCUUGCCGUUGCCGUCGAGACCGAGAUCAGCUGGCCCGAGAUUGAGGACCUCAAGGACCGCAUUGCCAACCCUGAGGCUUACGCUUCUGCCGCCCCUGCUGCCGCUGCCGCCUCUGGUGGUGCUGCCGCCGCUGCUGCCGAGGAGGAGAAGAAGGACGAGUCUGAGGAGGAGGACGAGGAGGGUUUCGGUGGUCUCUUUGACUAA
Messenger RNA from Metarhizium brunneum ARSEF 3297, 942 nucleotides. It is a transcript of the gene p0, whose product is annotated as 60S ribosomal protein uL10. Gene Ontology annotation, cellular component: cytosolic large ribosomal subunit. Gene Ontology annotation, molecular function: large ribosomal subunit rRNA binding; structural constituent of ribosome. NCBI's taxonomy places the organism in Eukaryota, Fungi, Ascomycota, Sordariomycetes, Hypocreales, Clavicipitaceae. The record is from RefSeq and is a predicted model, not a curated record. Gene Ontology annotation, biological process: ribosomal large subunit assembly; cytoplasmic translation; ribosome biogenesis.